AGUCCGAAAUCAUAAAAAUCGACAAGUCAAACUUGACUUGGCACCACGCUCUUCCAAGUCCCACAUCCCUUCUUCUACUCCCUUUUUGCUCUUCCUCAGCUCUCGUCUCGCUGUGACAUAUGUCUACAGACUCUGGACCGUUAUCUGACGAGGACAGCACCAUGGGCGAUGGUGUCGACCUCAAUGGCCACGCCAAUGGCAUCGGUAACGGUUCCCACUUACCAAUGAGUGACGAUGAAGAUAUGAGUUUGUUGCAGACUGUACCACCUAGGAGAAAUCUGAAACGCAAGAAAUCCAACUAUGCCGAGUCCUCUGACGAGGAUGAUAUUCCUCUCGCGUCUUCUCCUGCUAAACAGCCCACUUCAGCAGCUAUACCGAUGCCUGGUGCCGUCGCAGCCACUACAGUCCCUUCUUCUAAGGCUUCCAAGUCGAAACGUCUUGGUACUAAGAAGGAAGAAUCUGACGAUGACGGCUAUUUGAAGAAACCGCAGAAGAAGAAACCCCGGAAGAAAGUAAAAAAGGAAGAGUCUUCAGAUGACGAUAUACCUAUCGUCGCUCCUAAGUCCUCUGCCCGGAAGCGUAAAGUCAAGCCGGAAAGUGAGGCAGAGUCCUCUGACGAGGACAAGCCCAUCAUUAAAAAGACCUCAGCUAGAAAGACGCCCGCAAAGAAGGCGAAGAAGGAAGAGGAUGUUGAGCAGCCCGCUUCGAAGGUCAAUGGUAAAGCGAAGGCAAGAGAGAUAAACGACGGCGAAGACGAAGGCAAGGGCAAGGGCAAAGGAAAGAAGAAGAAAAAAGAAGAAGAGCAAGAAGAAGAAGUGUAUAGGUGGUGGGAGGCAGAUCCCAACGGCGAUGGCUCUGUCAAAUGGCAGACUCUUGAACAUAACGGUGUCAUCUUUCCUCCUCCAUACGAGUCACUUCCGUCCCAUGUCAAGAUGAAGUACAACGGAAAGGAUGUUCGUCUUCCUCCGGAAUCCGAAGAGGUUGCAGGCUUCUAUGGUGCUUUGAUCGAGUCUGAUCACGCGAAGGACACCGUAUUUAACAAGAACUUCUUCAACGACUGGAAGGAAAUAUUGAAAAAACAUCCUCCUCUGGAUGGCACCAAGAUAACGACGUUUGAGAAGUGCGAUUUCCGUCCCAUGUUCGACUAUUUUGAGUCGGAAAAAGCUAAGAAAAAGGCGUUGAGUGCUUCUGAGAAGAAGGAGCUCAAGAAAGCCAAAGAUGAUAUGGAGCUCAAGUACACUACUUGUCUCCUGGAUGGCCGCAAGGAGAAAGUUGGAAACUUCAGAGUUGAACCUCCGGGGCUAUUCCGAGGUCGCGGUGAACAUCCGAAGAAAGGUUCUCUCAAACUCCGUGUGCGACCCGAAGAUAUUACCCUUAACAUUGGCAAGGAUGCUCCUGUACCUAUUCCGAACAUGCCGGGCAAGUGGAAAUCUAUUCAACACGAUAAUACCGUUACCUGGCUAGCGACAUGGACCGAAAAUAUCAAUCAAAGUCACAAAUAUGUGUUUUUGGCAGCGGGUAGUUCUCUCAAGGGCCAAAGUGAUAUGAUGAAAUUUGAGAAAGCCCGAGAACUUAAGAAUUAUGUCGAUCGCAUACGAGCUAACUACUCUGGCGAUCUACGGUCUAAAGUCAUGGCAGAACGACAACGGGCUACUGCUAUGUACUUCAUAGACAAGCUUGCUCUUCGUGCUGGAAACGAGAAAGGCGAAGAUGAAGCUGACACCGUUGGCUGUUGUUCACUCCGUUGUGAACAUGUUACUCUUGAGUCCCCGAACUUCAUCAUCUUCGAUUUUUUGGGUAAAGACUCCAUUCGUUACUAUAAUCGAGUCGCUGUCGAUGCCCAGAUUUUUAAGAACAUCCGGAUCUUCAAGGAGAACAAGGAAGAUGACGAUAGCUUGUUUGACCGUGUCACGACGGCCUCCCUGAAUAAGCAUCUGAAUUCCGAGAUGAAAGGCCUGACCGCCAAGGUUUUUCGUACCUACAAUGCCUCAGCUACGUUCCAGCGGCUGUUGGACGAAAGCGAUCUUGAGGGCGCAACCUUACAGGAGAAACUGAAUGCUUACAACAAGGCAAAUCGCCUUGUUGCUAUUCUUUGUAACCAUCAGCGUAGUGUACCUAAGACUCACGACCAGUCGAUGGAGAAGAUGCGACAGAAGUAUAAAGGACUUAAAUAUGAUCGUAUGAAACUUCGGCAUGGCUUGUUCGGCAUGGAUUCGAAGUACAAGAAAAUAGACAAGUAUAAGGAAGACGAGUCAGACAUAGAUGAUGACUGGAUUGUAGAGUACGAGGAGCAGAUGAAAUCGAAGGAGAUCGAGAAGGCAGAGAAGAAAUUUGCGAAGGAGAACGAGAAACUGACAGAGGAUGAUCUCAAGCCACAGCUCGAUUCAGUGCUUGAGGCACGCAUACGACAUAUUGAAGAAGAGUUCAAGAGACUUGCCAAAGAACGAGGUAAAACUACUGUGGCGGUGAAGGGUAACAAGACACCCGAGAAACUUAUGGAAGGUAUUGACAAGUUGACUGAGAGGAUUAAGAGCUUCAAAUUGCAGAUGGUGGAUCGUGACGAAGGCAAAGAAGUUGCUCUUGGAACCAGUAAAAUCAACUACCUGGAUCCUCGUAUCACCGCUUCCUGGUGCAAAAUACAUGAUGUACCAAUUGAAAAGCUGUUCUCCAAGACGCUACAGGUCAAAUUUCCUUGGGCUAUGGAAGUUGAUACCGAGUGGAAGUUCUAGAGCUCUGUACUGUUAACCACACAUCAUUCAUUAUUAUUCGGGGAAAGAACAUUGCAGCAUUCAAAUGUUCUUCGUUGGUUACAUUACUUAGAAGCAUGUUUAUGGAUCAUAAAUUCUGUUACUUGUAC
Messenger RNA from Lentinula edodes (shiitake mushroom), 2857 nucleotides. RefSeq lists its product as uncharacterized. Lineage: Eukaryota; Fungi; Basidiomycota; Agaricomycetes; Agaricales; Omphalotaceae. Gene Ontology annotation, biological process: chromosome segregation; DNA topological change; DNA replication. Gene Ontology annotation, cellular component: nucleolus; chromosome. Gene Ontology annotation, molecular function: DNA binding; DNA topoisomerase type I (single strand cut, ATP-independent) activity. Bases 120 to 2729 code for a protein of 869 amino acids. The record is from RefSeq and is a predicted model, not a curated record. The transcript is spliced from 11 exons.